Antechinus flavipes (yellow-footed antechinus) is the source of this 1415-nucleotide messenger RNA. It is a transcript of the gene VDAC3, whose product is annotated as voltage dependent anion channel 3. Lineage: Eukaryota; Metazoa; Chordata; Mammalia; Dasyuromorphia; Dasyuridae. The record is from RefSeq and is a predicted model, not a curated record. Bases 120 to 971 code for a protein of 283 amino acids. Gene Ontology annotation, biological process: monoatomic anion transmembrane transport. Gene Ontology annotation, molecular function: voltage-gated monoatomic anion channel activity. Gene Ontology annotation, cellular component: mitochondrial outer membrane. The transcript is spliced from 9 exons.
CGCGAGAGUAGGCACAUUCAGGGAUGGUCGUACUUCUCUAGCGUCCAUUCCCUCGCUCUCCUAGCCCCUCGGCUACUUUGUGUGUCGGGGACCCCUCCUGCGCACGUGUACACGAAGAAAUGUGUGACACACCAACUUACUGUGACCUAGGAAAGGCUGCCAAAGAUGUCUUCAACAAAGGAUAUGGGUUUGGUAUGGUUAAAAUAGAUCUUAGAACCAAGUCUUGCAGUGGAGUGGAAUUUUCCACAUCUGGUCAUUCAUACACUGACACAGGUAAAGCUUCGGGUAAUUUGGAAACGAAGUACAAGAUCUGUGACUAUGGGCUUACCUUCGUUCAAAAAUGGAACACAGACAAUACCCUGGGGACAGAAAUCAGCAUGGAGGAUAAAUUGGCUGAAGGUUUGAAGGUGACUCUUGACACCAUAUUUGUACCAAACACAGGAAAGAAGAGUGGGAAAUUAAAGGCCUCCUAUAAGCGGGACUGUUUCAGUCUUGGUGGAAAUGUUGACAUUGAUUUCUCUGGACCGACUAUCUAUGGCUGGGCUGUGUUGGCUUAUGAAGGAUGGCUUGCUGGCUAUCAGAUGAGUUUUGACACGGCCAAAUCCAAAUUGUCUCAGAAUAAUUUUGCCCUGGGUUAUAGGGCUGUUGACUUUCAGCUACACACAAAUGUGAAUGAUGGCACUGAAUUUGGAGGGUCGAUCUACCAAAGAGUUAAUGAGAAGAUUGAAACGUCAAUAAAUCUUGCUUGGACUGCUGGCAGUAACAACACCCGUUUUGGCAUUGCUGCUAAGUACAAGCUGGAUCAAAGAACUUCUAUAUCUGGUAAAGUGAAUAAUGCCAGCCUUAUUGGACUUGGUUAUACUCAGACACUCCGAGCAGGUGUAAAAUUGACACUUUCAGCUUUAAUUGAUGGAAAGAACUUCAAUGCAGGAGGUCAUAAGGUUGGGUUGGGAUUUGAAUUGGAAGCUUAAUAUAGUUUUUAAGUAAAAUAUCAGAUCUAUUCCUGGAAAUGAAGAGAAAUGAACCCACUCUGUUUUGGCCUUAAUAUUCUUCUGUGAAAUUUCAACAAUGUGAACUUUUUAUUCUUCCAAAGAAUUGUUGUAGCGCCACCACGCUGAAGUCUAGAGGUUUUUGAGUCUAUUAUAAGAGAGAGAUACUUGAAGGCAUGCAUGGAAGUUGUAAUGUUUGUGCCACAUUUCAGUUCGGUUUCUCAGUGUUAUUUUUAAAUUUGUUUUUCAACGACAGUUGUAGUGUCAUGUUAUAAAGGAAAUGACCUGAUCCUCCAGUUUGUACAUCACGUCCUGCAUGUCCUUACACCACUUUUUCAUGACCUUUUAUCAAAUUGGUCUCUGUGCUAUAGUGAAAGCUUUGGUUUUGCAUCAGAGUAAAAUAAAUUCAUCACAUUUGGAACAUUA